AUGGAUCCAUUCACGCUGCAAGAGUUCCAGAGCAAUGUCACAUGCAGCAUUUGCUGCCAGUAUUUCCUGGAUCCUGUCACAAUGGAUUGUGGCCACAGCUUUUGCCGACCCUGCAUCUACCUGAGCUGGGAAGAAGGCUCAUCGCCACACUGCUGCCCAGAGUGCAGGCAAAAGUCAGAGAAGACAAACUUAAAAACCAACAUAAGACUUCAGAAAUUGGCCACUGCUGCCAGGAUGGACAGAAUGAGGCAGGUCCCCAGCUCACUGGGGCAGGUCUGUGGUGCACACAGCAACGCCACAGGAGUACUGGGUGACUUGGACAAGAACCUGUGUUGUGAGUCUGUCUCUGAAUCUUCAAAAGCCAAUGGACAUGGCCACAGCCACAGCCAGCUGCAGUUUGCUGCUGAGGAAUCCAGGGAGUAUGUGUCCCUAAGGGAGGAGAUGAUCAAGGCACAGUAUCAGAAGAUGCAUAUGCUUCUUCAUGAGGAAGAAGAGCUGCACCUGCAGAGACUGCACAGCGAAGCACGGGAGCUUUUGCAGCAGCUCCAGGACCAUGAAUCGAGAAUGACCCAACACAUAGAUUGUGUGAAAGAAAAAUACAGAGAACUGGUUGAGAUGUGCCACAAGCCUGACAUGGAGUUACUGCAGAAUGUGAAGACGGAAUUGGAAAGAGCAGAGCUCAUCCGGAGAUACAGGCCCCAGCCAGUGGACCCUGUACUGACUGCUUGGAGCAUCAGUGGACUUAGACAGAUGCUGAAUAAUUUCAGAGUGGCUAACGGUUUGAAAAAGAAAGUGGCGAGUCGCUACCUACUCCUUUCUGAGGAUCUCAACUCUGAAAUAUUUGGACAACAUCGUGAUGCUGCCAGUCAAGUCCAGAGAGAACAGGGUUUUGUUGCGUGGGGUGCACCAACCUUCCGCUCUGGCAGGCAUUACUUCGAGGUGGAUAUAUCACACUCUUCCACCUGGAUUAUAGGACUCUGUAGUGAUUGCAGCAUAGACGACCCCAAUAUCAUUAUUAAUAGCGAGGGUGCAUUUUUCCUUUAUUCUCUGAAUUGUGGUGAUGGUCACAUCCUCUGCACCAGUUCUCCAUUACUACAUCACUAUGUGAAGAGGCCUGUGGGUCUGGUUGGGGUGUUUCUAGAUUAUGAAUGUGGAAUGGGCUACAGUUUUUACCUGCCUCUGUGCCAGGAAGAAGUUACAGGCACCUUUCCAGAUGCUGAAAGCCUCACCAUCCCCCUUCUUCCAGAGCCCCAAAUAUUAAGCCUCCUGAGCUUCGUUAGUACUCCACCUGGCUGUGAGCCACUGACACUCUGGACAAGAAAGGCUCCUCACUGGUCUCCUGUGAGUCAGUUCAGCCUGGAGGACUUGAAACACACUGGUCCGCUAUACUGUCCCUUGGACCUCUGCAGCCCAGUGAGCCACCUGUUCAGAGUCCAAGUUCAUGGGACUUUGUAG
Molecule: messenger RNA, 1455 nt
Organism: Ochotona princeps (American pika)
Lineage: Eukaryota; Metazoa; Chordata; Mammalia; Lagomorpha; Ochotonidae
Product: tripartite motif-containing protein 64-like
Exons: 6
Coding region: 1-1455 (484 amino acids)
Molecular function (GO): protein binding
Source: RefSeq, a predicted model, not a curated record